Molecule: messenger RNA, 1396 nt
Organism: Pteropus alecto (black flying fox)
Lineage: Eukaryota; Metazoa; Chordata; Mammalia; Chiroptera; Pteropodidae
Gene: NDP
Product: NDP, norrin cystine knot growth factor
Exons: 2
Coding region: 40-387 (115 amino acids)
Biological process (GO): Wnt signaling pathway
Source: RefSeq, a predicted model, not a curated record
CUAGCUGCAUCCUUUACUGUACUCUCCCUGCUGGCGCUAAUGGGAGAUACAGACAGCAAAACAGACAGCUCGUUCAUGAUGGACUCGGACCCUCGACGCUGCAUGAGGCACCACUAUGUCGAUUCUAUCAGUCAUCCAUUGUACAAGUGUAGCUCAAAGAUGGUGCUUCUGGCCAGGUGUGAGGGGCAAUGCAGCCAGGCAUCGCGCUCUGAGCCCUUGGUGUCUUUCAGCGCUGUCCUCAAGCAGCCCUUCCGCUCCUCCUGUCACUGCUGCCGGCCCCAGACCUCUAAGCUGAAGGCAUUGCGGCUGCGCUGUUCAGGGGGCAUGCGACUCACGGCCACCUACCGGUACAUCCUCUCCUGUCUCUGCGAGGAGUGUGGCUCCUGAGACCUGCUGUUCAGUGGCUUCUGGAUGGGACAGCCUCCCAUUUUUGUUGAGGCAGUUCAACCCACCAGGGAAGGACUGGCAAGUAAAGAGUUAAAGCAAAAAAAGAUGCAGCAAUUUUCACGGGAUUCUGCAUAUUCUAGUAAUAAAGACUCUACAUGCUUGUUGACAGAGAUACUCUGGGAACUUGUUUUCUAUUUCUGUCUCCUUUCCCUGGUACAAUUUCUUUUAGUUCCCUUUUCAGAUUCAAGCAUGUUCCCCCUUGGCGCUGAAUGUAGUUUGGGUUUCCAACAAUUCAGUAUUAAUAGGAAAAGUGGGCCCCCAGGCAAUAGUGGGUCAGGCUGUUACUGUUUUGUGCAGAUUAGGGAAGCACUUGCUUUGCAAAGCAGGAAAACUCAGCUCUGUCUGGGACAUUGUCUGGUUAUUGUUUAUCUUGUCAUUUGGUCUAGAGUUGCUAUUGCUGCUAAAGAUUACCAAUUUCAAAUUCCAGGCACCAAGCAUGUGGAUAUGUUUAACCAGGUUCACUCACAGCCAGUUUAUUGACAUUCAAAUAACUAACAAACAGAUUCUUUUAUGUGAUGCUGGAACUCCUGGUAGCUGUAAUUAUUAUUCAGAAAUGACUUUUGGGAAGUAAAGGUAGCAUAAAGAAUUUGUCACCUAAAGGCUCUCGCAGAUAAAUUAUGAUAAAAUUUUGUAUAGACGCAGACUUUAAAAGACCUGCACAAAUUUAGAUCCUGUACUGACUUUGAAAAAAGCAUAUAUGUACUAGUGGCAUGAAGAAUGCAUUGUACUCAUGCAUGUAAAUUAGACAACAAAGUAUGAAUCUAUUUGUGGGUGUGCUAUAGCUUUAGCCAUGCUGUGGGCAUCCUUCUCCAACAUUCUCUUGUCCAUGUGAAACUUGUUGCCAAAAUGGUGGCCUGGCUCAUCUUCUGAACAUUUGGUUCAAAUAUAUUUUGGUCUUUAAGACUAAAAUUUGAGUUAUUCCCAUAUUGUGAAAUAAAAAGAGAGUAUU